AGUGAUGAGGCAUAAAGCGCCGUAUAAACGAACUGUGAAUUGUGUUUUAGAAUCAAAGUAAAAAGAGACGUGGUGACUGUAGACUCGGAAUGCAUAUUAGGGGCUAUACUUGUUUUAUGAUUACUUUUCUCUGUACCGGUAUUACCGGGUACAGUAUUCCGCAAUCUGUUACUUCUCACAUAUCCUGCGAGCUGAGAGAACAAGUUGAAGUGCGCCAAGAAGGGACGCCGUUCAGGAUUUACGUGAGCCAGUCCCAUUAUACCCCAGGGGAAAGUUUGGAAGUUAUGGUCAAGGCUACCGGGGGCGCCACAUUCGCAGCAGUUAUCAUGGAGGCACAUCUACGUACCUGCGACUUCUCCGAACAUACAACCAUCGGCGCUUUUAAUGGUGACGAUUCCUUACGACUGUUAAAUUGUGAGGGGAUAGCUUCUCACGCGGUUUUCCUCACUAAAAAUGGAGCCCAGGAAAAGACGUUUAAAUGGACAGCUCCGAGAAAUAUUACCAGGUUAAUAGAAUUCAGUGCUAUGAUAUUGGAAACGAACGGAACGGAUCGGGAUUGGAGAACAGUGAAAUCAGCGGCCAUAGGAAAUAUAUCCAUGUAUGUAAAAGACGAACUGUGUCCUGAAACUCCUCUGUUGAACAGCAGUUCAAUGAACCUCGGGUCCCCAAUUUACAGUAUCGGUUUCUAUCCAAUCGUGACAUUCAUCUUGAUGCAUUUGUUGACAAACUGUCAGGCUAUGACGUCGUUGACGCACUUGCUAUGA
Lingula anatina is the source of this 764-nucleotide messenger RNA. RefSeq lists its product as uncharacterized. The record is from RefSeq and is a predicted model, not a curated record. NCBI's taxonomy places the organism in Eukaryota, Metazoa, Brachiopoda, Lingulata, Lingulida, Lingulidae.